AUGUUCAACUCUUCGAAUCCACUCGUUCACUCUCUUACUCCUCCAUUGAAACUCAGCAGCAACCUCUUCUUCAUCUCCGUCCCCAAACCUUCGAACCUCUGUACCAGAGCCCUCAAACCCGCCACCGCUAACUUCUCGCUUUCCUACUCGCUCGAGUCACCGUCCAACCAACUCAGCCUCGCCCAUUCCCUCCAGUCCGAAACCCUAGAAAUCCUAGAAUGGGCCUCGGUCUGCAAGCAGCUCUCGGCGUUGGCGUUCACCGCCAUGGGCUUCUCCGCCGCUCAGGAGGCCCACAUUCCCGUCGGCCGGUCCAAGGAGGAGAGCCAGAAGCUUCUCGAUCAGACGACCGCGGCGGUGGAUGCCAUCACGAUGGCCGGUUCUCCGCCGUCCGAUUUCUCGGCCAUCGAGAACGUCUCGGACAUCGUGAGCUCCGCGGUUUCAGGCAAAUUGCUUAGCAUCAACGAGCUCUGCGCUAUGCGUAGGACACUGAACGCCGCGAAGGGAUUGUUCGAAAAAUUGAAGGGCUUGGCUUUGAGUGCAGAUUGUACAGACAGGUACUUGCCCCUGCUUGAAAUACUUGACGACUGUGAUUUCCUAGUAGAGCUGGAGAAAACGAUAGGAUUGUGCAUAGAUUGCAAGCUUUCAAUAAUUGUUGACACAGCUAGUGAAGACCUGGAGAUCAUUAGGUCAGAAAGGAAGAGUAACAUGGAAAAUCUGGAUUCUUUGUUGAAGGAAGUGUCAACCCAGAUUUUUAAAGCUGGUGGCAUUGACAGUCCUUUGGUGACUAAGCGCAGGGCUAGGAUGUGUGUGGGUGUUAGGGCUACUCACAAACAUUUGCUUCCGGGUUGCAUAGUUUUGGAUGUUAGUAGUUCUGGCGCAACAUACUUUGUGGAACCCAAAGAGGCUGUGGAGUUGAAUAACAUGGAAGUGAGGCUUUCAAAUGCUGAGAGAGCUGAGGAAAUAGGCAUUUUGAGCUUCCUUACAUCGGAAAUUGCAAAAUCAGAAACACCGAUAAUGUAUUUGUUAGAUAAAGUUCUAGAAGUGGAUCUUGCUUUUGCUAGAGCUGCUUAUGCUCUACGGAUGAAUGGGGUAUGCCCAAUUUUUAGUUCCAAGGAUUGCCAGGACUUAGAUUCUGGUGGCGCCAGUUUAGCGACAUCUGUAGAUAUAGAAGGACUACAACAUCCAUUGCUGCUUGAGCCAUCUCUUAAAAAUUUAUCUGACGUUCUUGAAUCCAGUUCUAGAAAUCACCUUUCCUCCGAUGACGUUAAUGGUUUAAAAAUGAUUACUGGAAGUUUAUCUGGUCGUGCAUCUGAUUUUCCAGUGCCAAUAGACAUCAAAAUUGGAUGUGGAACCAGAGUGGUUGUAAUCUCAGGACCUAAUACUGGAGGAAAAACAGCUUCCAUGAAAGCUUUGGGCCUGGCAUCUCUCAUGUCGAAGGCUGGAAUGUACCUGCCUGCUAAAAACCACCCAAAGCUUCCGUGGUUUGAUCUUGUUCUAGCCGAUAUUGGAGAUCACCAGUCUCUUGAGCAAAAUCUCUCAACGUUUAGUGGGCACAUAUCGCGGAUCUGUAAUAUUUUGGAAGUGGCCUCAAAAGAAUCCCUUGUCCUCAUUGAUGAAAUUGGCAGUGGAACCGAUCCCUCAGAAGGUGUUGCUCUUUCUGCCAGCAUCUUGCUAUAUCUCAAAGGCCGUGUUAACUUAGCUGUUGUGACUACUCAUUAUGCGGAUUUAAGUCGCCUGAAAGAAAAGGAUAAUCAGUUUGAAAAUGCCGCCAUGGAAUUUUGUCUAGAAACCUUACAACCUACUUAUCGGAUCCUAUGGGGAAGUACUGGUGAUUCAAAUGCAUUGAGUAUUGCUAAAUUGAUUGGUUUUAAUCAACGCAUAAUUGAGCGUGCACAAAAAUGGAUGGAGAGGUUAAUGCCCGAAAAGCAACAGGAGCGAAAAGGUUUGCUAUAUCGGUCAUUAAUUGAGGAAAGAGGCAGACUAGAAGCUCAGGCAAAAAUGGCUGCAUCACUUCAUUCAGAUAUCAUGGAUCUUUAUCGUGAGAUCCAAGAUGAGGCAGAAGAUCUUGAUAAGCGCAAGAGUGCUCUUAUGGCAAAGGAAACCCUACAGGUUCAGAAAGAAGUGAAGACUGCAAAAUCUCAAAUGGAAUCUGUGCUGAACGAGUUUGAUAACCAACUCAAAACUGCUGGUGCUGAUCAGUUGAAUUUGCUGAUUAGGAAAUCAGAAGCUGCAAUUGCAUCUGUUAUUAAGGCUCAUUGUCCUGAUGAUGAUUUGUUGGUUAGCGAGACAUCUACCGCUUCAUACACGCCCCAACCUGGGGAGCAAGUCCAUUUGAAGAGACUGGGAGAUAAGUUAGCUACUGUUGUUGAAACACCUGGAGAUGAUGGGACAGUCCUUGUACAAUACGGUAAAAUAAAGGUUCGCUUGAAGAAGAAUGACAUCAGAGCUGUUCCUAGUAUUGAGAAGAAUCCAAUGACAAAUUCUGCCCCACGUUUGAAGCAGCAGAGGCUGAUCAUUUUGAUUGAUAUUGUAGGCUUCGCAGAGUCGUACUGGGGAAACCGAAAGCGGGGAGGUCACCUAUGGUCCAGUGAUACAAACGUCAAAGAACACCGUGGCAUGAGGGUGGAGGAAGCUUCUGACCUCCUGGACAUGGUCAUCUCUGCUAGACGAUCUCAAUCAGUUCUCUUUGUCAUACAUGGGAUGGGCACAGGGGUUGUUAAAGAGCGAGCACUUGAGAUUUUGAAAAACCAUCCACGAGUAGCCAAUCCUACAACAUGGGUAAACCAUCAUCCAGACAUAGUCACUCAUUCUUUUCGAUCUUCAUCAGACUCCACGUCUUGCCCUGAUGUAAUCCUUGGAGCUGCCACAUGCAUAGUCCCACCCAACACUCUCUUGUUUUGCUGGAAAAUGUUGGCGGUUUUUGAGAAAGCAAUUGGAAAACCACCUCAGGAGCUGAGGCUUCCUUCGAAUGUGUUGGAGAAGGCAAAGACCAGAGAGGAAAUUUUGGAGACUUUCCAAUCUUCAUGUCCUGAGAGCACGGUGUACUAUCUUUCAAAUGGGAAUUUCAUGGCCUUGUCCCAUGCCGACGAAAGUAUUCAAUCACACCCAAGGUCCAUAGUUGUCAUAGACGAUGUCUUCUGCAUUUUUAUAGGGAUUUUGGAGAACACUUGUGACCUUAGAAGGCACUACGGCCUUCCAAGACAAGCAACAGAAGCCAUGGUUGUGGUUGAAGCUUAUAAAGUUCUAAGAGAUCGAGCACCCUACCCGCCAGAUCAAGUCAUCAAAGAUCUGCAAGGAAAAUUCGCAUUUAUUCUCUUUGAUGCUAGAUUUGGUACCCUUUUUGCAGCGAGGGAUCGAGAUGGAAGUGUGGAGCUUCAGUGGGGCAUGGCAGGUGAUGGAUCCCUAGUCUACUCUCAUGAUCUCAACAUCAUCAGAGAGGCUUGUGGAAAAUCUUUUGCACCUUUUCCUGCAGGCUGCAUAUUUACAAGUGGAAGUGGGCUGACGAGCUUUGUUCAUCCCUUACACAAGGUAAGGGCAAUCACACACGAAGAUGAUGAUGGCUAUAUUUGUGGAGUUACUUUUCAGGUGGAUCUGUUCACCCGACUCCCCAGCAUCCCGCGCACCGGCAGUGCAGGAAAUUGGGCUGAUCAAGCACCUGUGGUCAAGGAAGGAGAAGGAAAUUGGUCUGAUCAAGCAACUGUGGUCAAGGAAGGAGAAUAA
Prunus armeniaca (apricot) is the source of this 3720-nucleotide messenger RNA. NCBI's taxonomy places the organism in Eukaryota, Viridiplantae, Streptophyta, Magnoliopsida, Rosales, Rosaceae. The record is from the annotation of a GenBank genome assembly.